AAUUUGCCUUGUCUUUUAGGCCGGUUUGUAGGGUACACCCUUUUGCACUAAAACUUUAAUUUUUUUUAGGUUUGAUAUAAAGGAACAGAGAGUGGUGAAAAGUGACAAAGUAAAGAGAACCCUUCCUUCCUCCUCUUCCUCUCCUCUCCAUCUUUAAAUCCAUUUUUAAAGCUAUAUAGUAUUAUAAUUAGCAUUUUGGUGAAUGUGUAAGCAAUAAUCUCAUCUGGGUUACUUUUACCAAGUCAUGAAGAGGUUUAAUAGCUCAGAUUCUUUGGGUGCUCUAGUCACCAUUUCUCAACCAAAAGAGACUAAAAACAAUCAAGGUUAUAGUAAAGAGUUUCAAGCCAUGUUAGACAGUUUAGACCAAGAAGACUGUAAUGAAGAGUACACAGGAAAGAAGAGAAGACUGAGUUCAAAUCAAGUUAAGGCAUUGGAAAGAUAUUUUGAAAUGGAAAACAAGCUUGAGCCAGAGAGGAAAUCUAAGUUGGCUGAUGAGUUAGGCUUGCAACCAAGACAGGUAGCUAUUUGGUUUCAAAACCGUCGAGCUCGUUGGAAGACUAAACAAUUGGAGAAAGAUUACAAUCUUCUUAAGGCUAAUUAUGACUCUUUGAAGUUUUCUUAUGAAGCUCUUCAAAAACAAAAUGAUGUUCUAACAAAAAAGGUUAGACAGUUGAAUACAAAAUUGGCUACAGAGAGUGAAGAGAGCAGUCAAUCUGUAAAAGAAGAUCAUCAUCAGUCACCAUUUUCUGGACAUGAAAGCAAUGGUUUGGAUCAUAGUAAAGUCAGCUGUGAAUUAUUUCAUCAGGAAAAUGAUAAUAAUAAUAAUAAUUAUAAUUAUAAGGGAGCAGAACAAUUACUACUACUUCAUCCUCAUCAUAAUCAUCAACAUCAUGAGAGUAUUUAUGGAAACUACUAUGCCAAGUCCUGCAAAGAUGGCUACUCUGACAGUGAUUCCAUUAAUGGUGUUACAAAAGAUCAAGAUCAUAAAAAGCUUGAAUAUUCACUAGGGCCAAAUGGGUCUAAUUCUUCUUCUUGCUCAAAUACUAUGGAGAAUUGGAUUCAAAUAUCUGAUUAUAAUAACUACUCUAGAGCAUUCCCAGUCAAAAUAUGUCAACCUCAGCUCAUGAGGAUGGAAGAUCAGACUUUGUUUAGCUCAGAAGACUCUUGUAAUUUCCUUUCUGUCGAUCAAGCUCCAACCCUCCACUGGUACUUUGCUGAUCACCAGUAAAAACCAACAAAAAAAUUAUAUUUAUAAUAAAUAAAUAAAUAAAUAAAAUUUUGUUACAAGUACUCUAUAAGAGAUGAGCUUCGAUGGUGCUGUAGUUAUUUGCAAGUGGAAAAAGGUCCAUAUGUAAAUCAAAUUAAGUAUAGUGCAGCUAAUACUAGCUAUGCAUUAAUUAAUUAAUUAAUCAAGAUGUUCUUUAUUUUCUUCU
Molecule: messenger RNA, 1433 nt
Organism: Cannabis sativa
Lineage: Eukaryota; Viridiplantae; Streptophyta; Magnoliopsida; Rosales; Cannabaceae
Product: homeobox-leucine zipper protein ATHB-16
Exons: 3
Coding region: 245-1228 (327 amino acids)
Biological process (GO): positive regulation of DNA-templated transcription
Cellular component (GO): nucleus
Molecular function (GO): DNA-binding transcription factor activity, RNA polymerase II-specific; sequence-specific DNA binding
Source: RefSeq, a predicted model, not a curated record